AUGGGGCUUGUCAAAGACAGGUUGCUAUUGAGGCGAUGUCCCAAAGCCACGUCUACUCAACAAGAAUCGCUGCACUACGCAGACGGUAGAGAUAAAGAGGGGGCGCCGAGAGACGUGGUGAUAGGGCUUGUCAAAGACAGGUUGCCAUUGAGGCGAUGUCUCAAAGCCACGUCUACUCAACAAGAAUCGCUGCACUACGCAGACGGUAGAGAUAAAGAGGGGGCGCCGAGAGACGUGGUGAUAGGGCUUGUCAAAGACAGGUUGCCAUUGAGGCGAUGUCCCAAAGCCACGUCUACUCAGCAAGAAUCGCUGCACUACGCAGACGGUAGAGAUAAAGAGGGGGCGCCGAGAGACGUGGUGAUGGGGCUUGUCAAAGACAGGUUGCCAUUGAGGCGAUGUCCCAAAGCCACGUCUACUCAGCAAGAAUCGCUGCACUACGCAGACGGUAGAGGGAAAAGAAGCGCCGAGAGACGUGGUGAUAGGGCUUGUCAAAGACAGGUUGCCAUUGAGGCGAUGUCCCAAAGCCACACGGUAGAGGAAAAAGAAGCGCCGAGAGACGUGGUGAUAGGGCUUGUCAAAGACAGGUUGCCAUUGAGGCGAUGUCCCAAAGCCACGUCUACUCAGCAAGAAUCGCUGCACUACGCAGACGGUAGAGGGAAAAGAAGCGCCGAGAGACGUGGUGAUAGGGCUUGUCAAAGACAGGUUGCCAUUGAGGCGAUGUCCCAAAGCCACAGGAAGCCGUCGAGAGACGUGGUGACAGGGUUCGUCAAAGACAAGUCCCCAUUGAGGCGAUGGCCCGGAGCUACGAUGCAGACGGCAGAGAAAGAGGAAGGCGUGGUGACAGGGCAUAUAUCAAAGACAGGUUGCCAUCGAGGCGAUAUCCCAGAGCCAACGUCUUGA
Suillus bovinus is the source of this 900-nucleotide messenger RNA. RefSeq lists its product as uncharacterized. The record is from RefSeq and is a predicted model, not a curated record. The transcript is spliced from 3 exons. Bases 1 to 900 code for a protein of 299 amino acids. NCBI's taxonomy places the organism in Eukaryota, Fungi, Basidiomycota, Agaricomycetes, Boletales, Suillaceae.